CGUUCCAUUUCUGAGGGGAUAUGCACGUAGUUUGGUGUAAUUUGAGUUCUCAGUUUUUGUGUGGGUUCUUUUUAAACUGCUCACAGCGACAAUGUGUGUACAGGAGCCGUUAUCGUUCAACACUUCAAGAUCUCGACCUUGUGGAUGCACGCAGGGGUGUGACCAUGUUUGAGAAUGUUGAAAACUGUCUCAUUGAUAACAUGAAUUUCUUCAAGUGUUCUGAAUGUGGGGAGAGAUCAGAUGAUUUUGGUCAUGGUGGAGCUCACGUGAAAUCACAAGAAAUGGGUAUGAGUUUCUUGGAGAGAGAAACUUCAGACGAAGGUGCACCGAUUGUUGCAUCUUCACCAAAUAGUGAGAUAUCUGGUAUUUACCGUCCCAUCGCUCUGCGGAUAGAAUGCAAAUUGGGUGGCUGGGCUUCUUCUGAUGGUUCCGGGGGGCCAAUCGUAUUGAUAAAUUGAAAUUAUGAUUGAAGGGAGAGGCCACAGAAUGUUAUGCACGGUACAGCUUGUAAGGAGUUCACUUUUGAAGGGUUAACGGGCGAUAUGGUUCUAUGUGUAUUUGGUGAUAAAAGGAGAAGUCUCUUCUGCGUUUUCCAUCGUUUCCUCUGUGUUUCAAGCAUAGCUUAGAGUAAUCAACUUUUAAUUCAGACAUCGUAGAAGAAGGUUAGUUUGUUGGUGGAGAGUCGCAGAACAU
Molecule: messenger RNA, 693 nt
Organism: Marchantia polymorpha subsp. ruderalis
Lineage: Eukaryota; Viridiplantae; Streptophyta; Marchantiopsida; Marchantiales; Marchantiaceae
Source: the annotation of a GenBank genome assembly